This is a messenger RNA of Medicago truncatula (barrel medic), 1491 nucleotides long. Its product is annotated as transcription factor KUA1. Bases 199 to 1179 code for a protein of 326 amino acids. Lineage: Eukaryota; Viridiplantae; Streptophyta; Magnoliopsida; Fabales; Fabaceae. The transcript is spliced from 3 exons. The record is from RefSeq and is a predicted model, not a curated record. Gene Ontology annotation, biological process: response to gibberellin; response to ethylene. Gene Ontology annotation, molecular function: DNA binding.
UUGUUGGUCUUUCUCUCUUUCUCUUUCUCUCUGCAGCAAAACCCGAGGGAGACCAAACCAAACAUAAUAAUAAACUCAAAUAAACCAAAAAAAACAAAAACCUUAAAACCUUCAAUUUCAUUUCAUGUCUCGGAUCCUGUGAUUCGGAUCUUCAAAACCCGAUAAUUCACCUCUCUCCUUCGAUCCGGUUCAGAAAUCAUGACCCGUCGUUGUUCUCAUUGCAGCCACAAUGGGCACAACUCAAGAACCUGUCCAAAUCGUGGUGUGAAGCUGUUUGGAGUAAGAUUAACCGAUGGGAUCCGGAAAAGUGCUAGUAUGGGUAAUCUUAGCCACUAUAGCGGGUCCGGGUCUGGACUUUUGAAUACCGGGUCAAAUACUCCUGGUUCACCUGGUGAAAACCCUGAUCAUGGUGCUGAUGGCUAUGGUUCUGAGGAUUUUGUUCCUGGUUCUUCUUCUACUUCCCGUGAAAGAAAAAAGGGCACUCCAUGGACUGAGGAGGAACAUAGAAUGUUUUUACUUGGAUUGAACAAGCUGGGCAAAGGUGAUUGGCGUGGAAUUGCCAGGAACUAUGUUAUAUCAAGGACACCUACUCAAGUGGCCAGUCACGCUCAAAAAUAUUUCAUCAGGCAAAGCAAUGUGUCUAGGCGAAAGAGACGGUCCAGCCUGUUUGAUAUUGUUGCAGAUGAUGCACCUGAUACUUCAAUGGUACCGCAAGACUUCUUGUCAGCUAAUCAACUACAAACUGAAACAGAAGGCAAUAACCCUUUGCCUGCUCCUCCUCCGCUCGAUGAAGAAUGUGAAUCGAUGGAUUCUACAAACUCAAACGAUGGAGAGUCUGCCUCUGCCCCAUUAAAGCCCGACAGCAAUGCACAAGCGUCGGCUUACCCAGUAGUAUAUCCGGCAUAUUAUUCUCCAUUCUUCCCUUUUCCUCUUCCCUAUUGGUCUGGAUACAGUCCUGAGCCGGCUCCUAAGAAAGAAACACAUGAAGUGGUGAAGCCAACCCCAGUACAUUCCAAGAGCCCAAUCAAUGUCGAUGAACUCGUUGGCAUGUCAAAACUGAGUUUAGGUGAAACUAUUGGUGAUGCUGGCCCCUCGACUCUGUCUCGUAAACUACUCGAAGAAGGUCCGUCUAGACAGUCUGCUUUUCAUACAACUCCAGCUUGUGGGACUGUUCUGUGAGCAUUAUUAUCAUGAUGUGGUCUUGUGUAAUUCAUCAAAUAUACUUGGUUUGGGAUAACCUUAAUAAUUUUUUACUUGCCCUUCCAGAAUGGUUAACCUAGUUUGUUUGUUUGUUCGCUUGUAGGCAGUAGCAUCUAGUAUUUACUUGGGUUUAAUUAAAACUUGAUGUUUGUUUAGUAGUUUUCAACUUUGCAUUUCUCAGGGUUAUGUGAAGCUUGAUUGUGCAGUUUGACAAUCUACCAAGUUGUGCUUCCAAUUUGAGUGUUGUCAAAAAGUUAGGACUAUUACUUUUCCUACCCUAUCAUUUUCUCA